Molecule: messenger RNA, 4254 nt
Organism: Neurospora crassa OR74A
Lineage: Eukaryota; Fungi; Ascomycota; Sordariomycetes; Sordariales; Sordariaceae
Exons: 2
Coding region: 633-3842 (1069 amino acids)
Source: RefSeq, a predicted model, not a curated record
CCGCGGUCCCGGACCAUAAUCUUCAACAACGAGAGGAAAGAGCAGGGAGCAUGAAUGGAUGCAGUGUCAUCUGGUCAACUGCCAGCGCAAGUCCAACAUUUCAGUUUCACGUCCCAAUGUCCGUCUUCGCGAUUUCAGUCUCCCUUCUAAUCCUUCCUCCAUCCUCGUAUCCAACCGUUUCCCGCCCUCGAACUUUCUUUGGCGACUCUUCCGUCACACAUUUACGCAUCCAUUUUCCCUUCUGGUUACCAGUAUAUUGCGCUACUUUCAACUAAUUAAUCGGCCCGCCAACCGACCAGACAUUCACUACCACCAACCUAAUCUUCGCCAUUUGCCUUGCCUUUUUCUCCGCGUUCCUUCAGUCAUACUUUCACAUCGGACAGGCCGUAGACACCUUCGACGCCACGGAUACACAUCUUCGGAAUUGCUUAUCGGAUACUCAGAAUCUGGCCCGCAAUACAUUACGGGAUACUCCAGGCUGCAGAAGGCUACCCUUACUUGAGAAUUGUCUGACAUCCGAUUUCGGUUCUAUUUCCUUCAUUCGACUCGACAGCGCUACUCUGUCGCCUGCUUGUACAUAUCGGCGCAUGCCACAACGACGCUCAUCGCCAUAAACACUAACGGUCAAUGCAAUGGACGGGACAUACGGGAAUAUCUACCCGACAAACAACAACCCACUAAACCCCCGCGCUCCGGAUUCGAACAACAAAUACCAAAUCAACGUCAACCGCUCAAAGACGCGAAAAUGGGCCAACUUCAAGCCACAGAACUACGACGGCGAUGAUUGGGGAAGCGAGGAAUAUGACGAUGUUGACUCGGAACGUCCACCAGCCCCUCCGCAGCCCGCCAAGCAGUACCAGCCAUAUACACCAGCAUUGCAUCUACAAACUCAGCAAACGCCAGCUGCUCCCUCGGGCCGUAUCGCUCAGAUGGUAGCGGCCUCUUCCACGCCGACGACACCGAAUGCCCUGGAACGAACAGGCACCUUUGGACAGCCUCAACCCGAUGCGCCACGGACUAGUUCACCCGUUGUUGGAGGUAAACAGGUUCUUCCGUCUAUGAUGCGCGUAGCUACGAUGCCCCAGAAUGUUGGCCCGCCGGCCUCUACGCAAUUCCCCCCUCGCAAGAGCAGUAUGGGUCCUCGCGACAUCCCAAACAUGACUGACCCGACCCGCCAACCCAGGUCUACCACUUGGGCCGUCCCAACGCAAAGACCGUGGUCAGACGCUCGAUCAGCUUCCCCCAACUUCAGCUCUCCGGUAUCGUCCAACAAGCCGCUGCCCCUCCCCCGACCUACUGAUGUAUAUCGACGGAUGGGAGACGACAAUAGCGCGGAGCUGCAAUCUUCGAGACGAGGAAAACAGGGAGAGCCGGAUAACGUGGCUCCCACUGCGGGCGUAAACCCGGGACUCAGUCGUCAGGAGCGUCGAGGUAGUGCAGCGGGGAAUGAAGGUGGUGAUAAUUCGUGGGGUCGGAGGCCGAGUCUAGCUCCAGUGAUGGAGCAAAAUAGCGAGUACGGGGCCGAAGGACCGCUCACCGGACCUGCGUCGAGUGACUUUGUUGUCAAACCUGCUGCUUUUGGGGAAGAGGAGGACAAACUACGGCGGUUCUCAACAAGUCCCACACUGCCAAAUCUUACGCGCUUGUCAGGGUUCGGAGAAGAUCUGUUUUCUGCUCGGUUUUCAGUUUUGGCGCCUCAACUGGCUUCCAUCUCAGACAUAUCGAACCCUUCCAGUCCAGCAAAGACUCUUGAACCAGAUGGGAUCUCCGGAGAUGAACGUACCGACAAGGGUGGUAACUCAGAAAACGGUGUCGUUACACUAGCAAAUCCCAGUGUGGCGCCUAUCUCACUGCCAGUCGCCGAACCUAUGUCUGCCGCACAAGCGCCAUCACCUUCGAUGGGGGGUGCCGCGGUGUCUGACGCAAUACCGCAGUUGGCACAGAAAGCAAUUCGCUCUGGAUCACCGCCUAACGAGUCUAUUGGGCUGCGGUACAGCCACGACAAUGCUAAUCAAUCCCAUGCAGUUGUUAACGCUCCUCAACAACUGCCAUCUACAACGAAAAUUCCACAGGAAAAUAAUCUAUCUGAUAUGGACAAACAACCUGUCCGCCCGCGCCUGCCAGGUGGCUGGGUAACCGAAACAUUAUCCACGCCGAGCGAAACUCCCCCGCCGGCUCGUAACGAUACUUUUUCGAGCAUGACGAGCAACUUUCCCCAGCCUCCAAGUGCGUCACUCGUCGCCAGAUCCCAUGCUGAUGCUGAACGUGCGUCAACUGGCGAUCAAUCUCAACAGCACGACUCAAGCGGAACGAGUGAAGCAGUUAUCGAAUCCUUUCAUUCGACAUCUGACGGGGAAGCUGCUCAGACAACACCCACCUCAGUUAAAGACAUCCACGCAAGUCUUGCACCGACAAUGGAACCUUCAAAACACCGGGACAUCACUCCGACUGCACCGUUGAACUUUAAUCGUGGUUUGCUAGGGAUUAACUCUGCCGAGCCAUUGCACGUGCUACCUUCGCCAAAUAUGGGUGGUGGCUCGACCUUGACUACGCCCGGCGAUUCCCCAGUCAAGGAAAGUGAUCUGCUCAGGGAUGAGAUAACCAAGUUUUUAGGUGACCCUGAGAUAUCUGGCAGCUUUCUGGAUAUCAGCCGGUCAUCGACAACACCAAACCAUCCAGUUGCAGAUGCUACCCGAGAGAGCAGCUAUUUCGGAGAUGUCUACGAUGACUAUUUUGCUGCGAGCGAGGACAACCAAAGUCAAACCAAAUCGGGGGCUACCACGCAACCGUCUGCAACAGAAAAACCUACACGUUUGGCGGCUGGCACGUCAAAGGGUGGUGAUGUAGCGCCUCUCUCUGUUGCUACCUCUACAAGUUCUGGAUCUGGUGCCGCUGCUUCGGUCUUCAGGCAAGAUGCAACUAAGGAAUCGGUUGGGGCGAUUGAGUUGCGGCGUCGUUUUUCCUGGGAAAGACCCUCCGAGCAGGAUUCCUCAGACGCUCCUGAAGUGGAUACCACUUACCAGGUAGAGCAAAAAUCCCGGAGCUCUGGCCCUGAUGGCGUUUCCUUCACUCCGACGACGCCGGCUGCGGAAAAGAUUGGGGAGACAAUGGCACUCACGCGGUCGAAUACCAACGAAAUCCUUUCUAUUUCAACCGAAACUGCAAGUACGCCGGGGAUUUCUCAUGCCGUCACAGAAGUCAAUAUGCUUCCAUCACGGUCAAUGGUGGACCUGGCUUCUCCCAUGUCUGCUGGCUCAGAUGAGGAUUUAGAAUCCCGCCGUCGAGCCUUGUCCAUGGGUCAAGAUAAGAUUCUUGCUCAACCUUCAGAGCACCAUUCGGCCUUUGAGGACAAUGCUUCCAGCCGCUCCGGCUCAUUGGAGCCCAAAAGCCCGGUCAAUAUCUUAUCAUUUCGGCAAAUCAUGGAUAUGCCUUCAUCAUCGGAUCGACUCAAACACUAUAACGAAACCCGACUGCAGUUUGCCGUUAUUGAUACAGGAUUGGACGAGUGGCUCAUGGCUAUGAGAUCCAAAUACCCCGAACACUCGAACGCUACGUCCUCUUUCAAAGACUCAUUGGCAAUCCCUGUUACGUCAAUGGAUAUGCAGCAAAGCGGAGAGGCUGUGGCACUCAGUCCCGGUUAUUCUCAGCAAGGCGGACGUCCAGGAACUAAUAUGCCAAUGCCGCCAUCCUUGCCCUAUGGGCACUCGGGUUUUGCACAUUCAAGCCAGCAGGUUGGGACCAAAGGCAAAGAACUCCUUUUCGCAGCUGGUAAGGCUGGAAAGGGUCUGCUCAGCAAAGGAAAGAGCAAGUUGAGGGGAACUAGCGAUAAGGUAUUUUUCUAGGCGUCCGUCUUGUCAUCGUCGGCACGUGGUUCUGCUUCGAUUUAGUCUGGAUAUGGCUUUUAGCAUUACCGGGACUGUUCACCGAUUGAAUGAACUCUUUUGGGCAUGGCCUACUGGGUUGUGAAUUCUGACAGAGCUCGCAAUGUUGGUCGCAGACGUUCUAUACAUCUGACAGCAAUGUAAUAUCAUAUUGAGGCGGUUUGAUAUGUAACGUGGAGCUCCAUGGAGAUGUUGAGGCUCUUUAUUCACAACACGGUUUGCGUGUGAAAAGAGAACGUAUUGGGAGAAAGCAUUUGUGGGCCCGUUGAGAAAUUGAUGUCAAAGAGGGUCACAAAUUACAAAGGAUUAUAGUGGAAAAUCUUUGCUUUGGUGAGCCACUGCAUGCCUCGUAUUCCACGAUGUCACGGUCGAU